CCAAUGGACUCAUUCUCAAUAUGGGACUGCUGGAUUCCGAACAAAAGCAGAACAUCUUGAUCAUGUCAUGUUUCGAAUGGGAUUAUUAGCUGUCCUGAGGUCAAAACAGACAAAAUCUACAGUAGGGGUUAUGGUAACGGCAUCGCACAAUCCUGAGGAAGACAAUGGUGUAAAAUUGGUUGAUCUUUUGGGUGAAAUGUUGGUACCAUCCUGGGAGGAACAUGCUACCUGUUUGACAAACGCUGAGCAACAAAAUAUGCUAGUGUUGAUGGACAUCAGUGAGAACAAAGCUGUGAAUCUGCAACAAGAUGCCUUCAUAGUGAUUGGUAGAGAUACCAGGCCCAGCAGUGAGAAAUUUUCCCCGUCUGUAAUAGAUGGUGUGACUGCUCUUGGAGGUCAAUUCCAUGAUUAUGGCUUGUUAACAACGCCCCAACUGCACUACAUGGUGUGCUGUCGAAACACCAGUGGCCAAUAUGGAAAGGCAACCAUAGAAGGCUAUUACCAGAAGCUCUCGGCCUUCAUGGAACUUACUAAACAGGCUUCCUGUAGUGGAGAUGAACAUAGAUCCCUUCAGAUGGACUGUGCCUAUGGCAUAAGGGCCCUGAAGUUAAGGGAAAUGGAGCACUACUUCUCCCAGGGGCUGUCAGUGCAACUUUUUAAUGAUGGAACCAAAGGGAAACUCAAUCUUCUACGUGGGGCCAACUUUGUGAAAAGUCAACAGAAACCUCCACAGGGAAUGGAAAUGAAGUGCAAUGAGAGAUACUGUUCCUUUGAUGGAGAUGCUGACAGAAUUGUUUAUUACUACCAUGAUGCUGAUGGUCAUUUUCAUCUCAUAGAUGGAGAUAAAACAGCAACACUAAUUAGCAGUUUCCUUAAAGAGCUCCUCUCCGAGAUUGGAGAAAAUCUGAAUAUUGGUGUUAUACAAACUGCUUAUGCAAAUGGAAGUUCAACAAGGUAUCUUGAAGAAGUUAUGAAGGUACCUGUCUAUUGUACUAAAACUGGUGUAAAACAAUUGCACCACAAGGCUCAAGAAUUUGACAUUGGGGUUUAUUUUGAAGCAAAUGGGCAUGGCAUGGUACUAUUUAGUAAAGCUGCUGAAACAAAGAUAAGACAACUAGCAAAAGACCUAGAAGAUAAUAAAAGAAAAGCUGCUAAGAUGCUUGAAAACAUCAUUGACUUGAUUAACCAGGCAACUGGUGAUGCUAUUUCUGACAUGCUGGUGAUUGAGGCAAUCUUGGCUCUAAAAGGACUGACCGUACAACAGUGGGAUGCAUUCUACAUGGAUCUUCCAAACAGAUAGCUCAAAGUUAAGGUUGCAGACAGGCAAGUUAUUAGCACCACUGAUGCUGAGAGACAAGCUAUUACACCCCUGAGACUACAGGAGGUAAUAAAUGACCUGGUGAAGAAGUAUAGGCUUUCUCGAGCUUUUGUUCGACCAUCUGGGACAGAAGAUAUAGUCCGAGUAUACGCAGAAGCAGACUCCCAAGAAAGUGUGGAUAGCCUUGCACAUGAAGUGAGCUUGGCGGUAUUUCAGCUGGCUGGAGGAAUUGGAGAAAGACCCUCACCAGGUUUCUGAAGACAAGGGAAAUUUUUUUUUAGUGGUUUUUAGAGUAACAGUACUGUCCUUGUUGUGUCUGGUCCAAACAUAUUUAUAAUGUUUACAGUC
Messenger RNA from Talpa occidentalis (Iberian mole), 1666 nucleotides. Its product is annotated as phosphoacetylglucosamine mutase-like. Gene Ontology annotation, molecular function: magnesium ion binding; phosphoacetylglucosamine mutase activity. Gene Ontology annotation, biological process: UDP-N-acetylglucosamine biosynthetic process; hemopoiesis; carbohydrate metabolic process. The record is from RefSeq and is a predicted model, not a curated record. NCBI's taxonomy places the organism in Eukaryota, Metazoa, Chordata, Mammalia, Eulipotyphla, Talpidae.